UUCUGCAAUCUCUGCUACCGAAUACACAAAGCAUAACUGCAGCCACCUGUUACAAGCAGCGAAUUAACUCAAAGAGCUCUCAUCUCAAAAAAAAAAAUGCAGGCUGAGGAAUACAAUCGCAGAGGUAAGGAGCUGGUGGACUACAUCACAGAGUACCUGGGCUCCAUCAGGGAGAGGAGGGUGAUUCCAGAUGUGAAGCCAGGUUACAUGAAGGAGCUUCUCCCUGAUGCUGCACCUACAGAGCCGGAGGACUGGGAGAGUAUCUUCAACGACAUUGAGAAAGUCAUCAUGCCAGGAGUGGUUCACUGGCAGAGCCCUCACAUGCAUGCCUACUACCCCAGUCUGACUUCAUGGCCCUCUAUGCUCGGGGACAUGCUGGCCGAUGCCAUCAACUGUGUUGGAUUCACCUGGGCCUCCAGCCCAGCAUGUACAGAAUUGGAAAUGAAUGUGAUGGACUGGUUGUGUAAAGCACUGGGGCUCCCCUCCUUCUUCCUGCAUCACCAUCCUGACAGCAGAGGUGGAGGCAUACUGCAGAGCACAGUCAGUGAGAGUACACUGGUUGCUCUGCUGGCAGCCAGGAAAGACAAAAUUUUGCAGCUGCGGGCUGAGCUCGACCAGGACGUGGACGACUCAGUCCUAAAUUCAAGACUGGUGGCCUACGCUUCAGAUCAGGCUCAUUCCUCAGUUGAGAAGGCAGGUCUGAUCUCUCUGGUGAAGAUCAGGUUUCUGCCCACCGAUGAACAGUUGUCUCUGAGAGGAGACACUUUGAAACAAGCCAUACAAGAAGACAGGAGGAGAGGACUGGUCCCUUUCAUGCUGUGUGCAACUUUAGGAACUACAGGAGUGUGUGCCUUUGACAAUCUAUCUGAACUGGGACCAGUCUGUGUAGAAGAGGGACUUUGGCUCCAUGUUGAUGCUGCGUACGCUGGCUCAGCCUACUUCUGUCCUGAGCUCCGCUGGUCCCUAGAGGGCAUUGAAUUUGCUCACUCUUUUGUCUUCAACCCUUCCAAGUGGAUGAUGGUCCAUUUUGACUGCACAGCUUUCUGGGUGAAGGAUAAAUAUAAGCUCCAACAGACGUUCACUGUUGAUCCUGUUUACCUCAGACAUGAAAACUCACAGGCAGCCACAGACUUUAUGCAUUGGCAAAUUCCCCUCAGCCGACGUUUCCGUUCUCUCAAACUCUGGUUUGUUAUGCGCUCCUUUGGACUGAAAAACCUCCAGGGUCAUAUCAGACAUGGAAUUGAGAUGGCAAAGCUCUUGGAGUCUCACAUAAGGAGUGACCCAAAUUUCGAGGUUCCUGCUGAGAGGCACCUUGGCCUGGUGGUCUUCUGUCUGAAAGGAGGAAAUGCUUUGACACAGGAGCUGUUGAGGAGACUGACCCGGUCAGGCACCAUGUACCUCAUCCCUGCAGACAUUCACACCAAACGCAUCAUUCGAUUUACAGUGACCUCACAGUUCACUACCGCAGAUGACAUCCUUAAGGACUGGAGCAUCAUCUCCAAAACGGGUUCCACUCUUCUGGCUGAGACACAGGCUCUGAAUAACGCAGACCAACUAAAAUCAGGGAAACAUGAGGAGAUAGGAGCUGAAGAAAACCAAGACCCUGACUCAGACACCAGGUCUGAGGAGAGAGAGGAUGCUGCCUCCAGGCUGGACAAGGCUGAGGUGGAGCUGUGGAUCGACAAGGCUUGGACUCGAUCUAGGAGACCAAUGCGCUCUCUUAGCUGCAACAGCGAGCCUCUGCCUUACACUUACAUUGGGCCGCUGUCUGGCUACGACUUUGAAACAAGGCCUAGUCUUAAAGAUGCUGCAGGUGCCCUCCCCGCGCCGUCAACGACAGGAUCUGGCCCUGUGUUCAAGAUUACAGAGAUGCCUUCAAAUCUUCUGGGUAAACAGGUCCUGAAAAAGCUGACAAAGUUCUACAGCGUGCCCAGUUUCUGCAACCAGUGGGUGCAGUGUAGCCGGCACCAGCUGUGCUGCCCUCUGAAGGUUUCACAGGCAACUCAAAAACACUUGUCCUCUAGCUGCAGAAGAAUGAACUGUAUGUCUUCUUCUCCUGUAGCCAACACAGCUCCCUCUCCUACUCCACUGGAAACUGCCACUGCACCUAAGCUCCUGUAAUGAUCCUGAAAGCAGCGUACAGUAAUUCAUACACACACGGUAAAUCAGCUAUUGAUAAUUAGACAAUUUAGUACUGUACCAGGUGUGUUGGUGCUGAGCCAGCACAGUCAGCUCUUGGCAAAUUGAAGAUCACUAUCUGUGUCAAUGAUUUGGGAUUGCUUUGCUCAUUUACAAUCAUGUUUUCAAAAGCUUUUUAUUAAAAAGUAUUUCAAACAAAA
Molecule: messenger RNA, 2339 nt
Organism: Siniperca chuatsi (mandarin fish)
Lineage: Eukaryota; Metazoa; Chordata; Actinopteri; Centrarchiformes; Sinipercidae
Gene: hdc
Product: histidine decarboxylase
Exons: 12
Coding region: 97-2121 (674 amino acids)
Biological process (GO): histamine biosynthetic process; L-histidine catabolic process
Molecular function (GO): pyridoxal phosphate binding; histidine decarboxylase activity
Source: RefSeq, a predicted model, not a curated record